This is a messenger RNA of Strongylocentrotus purpuratus (purple sea urchin), 4225 nucleotides long. RefSeq names its product receptor-type tyrosine-protein phosphatase epsilon-like. Bases 264 to 3107 code for a protein of 947 amino acids. NCBI's taxonomy places the organism in Eukaryota, Metazoa, Echinodermata, Echinoidea, Camarodonta, Strongylocentrotidae. Gene Ontology annotation, biological process: protein dephosphorylation. The transcript is spliced from 21 exons. Gene Ontology annotation, molecular function: protein tyrosine phosphatase activity; protein binding. The record is from RefSeq and is a predicted model, not a curated record.
GAUGUUUCAGCUCUUGUUCGAAGACAUGCCAUUGUUCUGGUGGUGCCGAGGAUUGUAACUUUCUGACUGGUAAUUGUUCUUCAUCCACCUGUCAUCCAAGAUGGACCGGGGAUAAAUGCCAAACAGAUCGAUUUGAGACGAGCUUGGAAAAGACCAAUCCAGGAGUGGCGAUCUUCUCCUGUUCCUUCACAGCGUCACCAGAACAACAUCUUUCCUCUGAAUAUGUAAAGGCAGCUGUAGGAACGCUCUGGAUAACUCUCAAUAUGUCUGAUACUUUAGGAACAACCCUCAAUAAUUCUUUCAUUCACUUGUAUACGGGGACAGAAGAACCCAUUUACUGCUUCAUCGGGGUGCCUGAGAAUUUCUCAGAGUUUGCUUUCGUAAGGCUUCCUCCAAGAGUUUUCUUUGUUUUACCAAGUUUUAAUGGAGAACCAGAACUACUUGAAAGUGGAUACUUCCACGCAGCCUUCAGUUGGAGACAAUGGGACCCUAGGUCUGAUACCGGGGACGGACCUAUUGUUGGAUACAAGAUCUACGUGCGAUCAGGUAGAAAUGUCGUGUUGGCUAAAGAAGUACAACCUCCAAGCAUGGUGAACAAAACGGACCGUUCCGUAUCGAAGAGGUCUGCUGAGAAUGCUACUGAGAUGGUCAUGUAUAACGUCAGUGGACUUGAACCAGGAUCUACGUACUCUGUUCAGAUUGCAGCGAUACGAGAUGGUAUCAAAGGUGAAGGAGAACAAGGACCAGUAUUGACAAUUACAACAAGAAGUCUUCCUGUUCCAUCGACUACACCGAGUCCAUCAACCGUUUCGACUGCAGUAAUGACUGGACUAGGUGUUGGUGGUGUAAGUGGCGGUUCUAUAGCACCGGCAGCUGGGGGAGCCGUGGGCGCCAUUUUGAUCAUUUUGAUUAUCAUCAUUGUAGUCAUCAUCGUGUUCAAACGACGAAGAAAUGAUAAUCCAUCUAAAAUAGAAAACAUCGAGGAACGAUUUCAGGCAUCAGCUGAUUUCCAAGACACUUCAUUAGAAGAAAAUGAUUACUGUGGUGGGCAUGCAAGGAGCACAAGACCUAAACCAGCUGUAGCAGUCAAGAAGCCUCUUUUACAGGAAACUAAAUGCUUAGACCUUGAUUCCACCGAGGGAUCUCCUGGCAGAUCUAGCAACAAACCUCUUGGCAAACGUCAACCGAUACCCGUGGCUCAGUUUCCUGCAUUUAUCGAAAACAACAGACACAGUGCGCUCUUCUCCGGGGAAUUUCAUGACUUACCUGGCCCAGACAUCUAUCCUCAGACCGUGGCUCAAAAGGAGAUCAACCUCAAGAAAAACAGAUACAAGAAUAUCUUACCAUAUGAUUCGGCGAGGGUGAAGUUAGAAGUAAUCGACGAUAUCCCUCAUUCCGAUUACUUUAACGCUUCUUACAUUCCCAGUUUUGACAAUGACAAGGCUUACAUUGCAUCACAAGGACCCAACAUUGCGUCUAUGGAUGAUUUCUGGAGGAUGGUCUGGCAGGAAAAUGUGACGACUGUUGCCAUGGUAACGAAGCUCAAGGAAGGAGAUAAGAUCAAAUGCCGCCAAUAUUGGCCUAAUCGACAAGGCGAUUCGGUGAAGAAUGGAAAUAUCAAAGUGGAACUGGUUUCCCUGGAUGCAUGCACAGGUGGAAUUAAACGGACAAUGAAGAUGAUAAAGGGUGACGACUAUAGGACCGUCACUCAGUUCCACUUCACAGAGUGGCCUGACAAGGGUGUUCCUAAGCACACCUCAUCACUGCUCAAGUUCAUCAAGGAAGUCAAAGCUGAUCAUGGACAGUUCACUCAUCCUCUAAUCAUUCAUUGCAGUGCUGGUGUUGGACGAACAGGCGUGGUGAUCAGUAUCGAUAGCGUCGUAGCUCACGCCAAAACAACUAGAAUGGUAGAUGUCUUCAACUUCGUGACGAACAUCAGACAGAAGCGACCAUUCAUGGUCCAAACACAGGAGCAGUAUGCCUUCAUCUACGGGGCUGUCCUUGAGGAUCUUCUCUGGAGGAAUACCCUGAUCCCUGUCGUUCAUUUCACUGAUCAUCUACAAGACUUACACACUUCAGGCGAUGGACAUGGACGGUCCAAGAUGACCAAGGAGUUCCAGACUUUGAAGAGCCUCUGUCCUGAUCCUCCCGCUUCUCAAACAAGAUCAGGACGCACUCCAGAUAAUCAACCAAAGAAUAGAUACGGAAACAACCUACCAUUGGAGAGGAAUCGUGUGAUACUAGACUCCUCAGAUCAUGAUUACAUCAAUGCUAGUUACAUGAAGGGAGUCCACUGUACAUUCAUGACAACCCAGAUGCCGCUGCCAACCACUGUGUCUGAUUUCUGGUCUAUGGUCUUCGACUUCAAACCAUCCACUAUCGUUAUGCUUAAUGAUAAGGGCCAAAGCGACAAGAGCUGUGCACAAUACUGGCCUAACGAUGACUCGGCUAAGUUCGGAUCAUAUUCAGUUUCAAUCUUAUCAACAUCAUCUGAUGGAGACGUGACCACUCGGCAACUGAAAGUUACCAGAAACUCUAAAGCCAGUCACACCGUCACUCAGUACCAGUUCCAUGGAUGGCCUAAACAUGGAUCAGAUCAACAACCAGGGGCUAGGUCGUUGAUGAAGCUCAUCCGUGCUGUCAAAAGUUCCACUAACAAAAAGAAGGAAUUCUCCAUUCUUGUCCAUUGUUUGAGUGGUUCUGGGCGAACAGGUGUGUUUUGCACUGCUAUGGAGUGUAUCGCUCAGAUAGCUGAGGGAGAUUCCGUCGAUAUUUUCCAGACAGUCAAGAUACUGCGAGCUGAUAGGAUGCAGUUCGUUCAAACCGAGGAGGAAUAUGCUUUCACCUACGAAGUCAUCCGUGAAUACCUGCACACUGAAAACUAUGAGCAGCUUCCAUACCCGAUAGAGGAUCACACGUAUGGCAAUGUCGAGAUCGACUAUACACUUGACCCGGGGGAGAACCCGUAUGAGGUCACUGAUCCGCAGGAAGCAGGUGCCACCGCACUCGUGUAUGGCAAUGUAGAGACUGAGAGGAGCCAGGAUAGACCGAAGUCAAAGCCUCAACAACCGUACUCUGUAUACGAGAACUUUGCAUUUGAUUCUUAAAUUCAUAUAGCUUUGCGUUUGUUGAAUGGUGGUCUGUAUACGAGAACUUUGCAUUUGAAUCUUAAAUUCAUAUAGCUUUGUUGGUUUAAUGGUGUUCUGUACCCGAGAACUUUGUAUUUGAAUCUCAUAUUCAUAUAGCUUUGUUGGUUGAAUGGUGUUCUGUACCCGAGAACUUUGCAUUUGAAUCUUAAAUUCAUAUAGCAUUGCGUUGUUUGAAUGAUGCUCUGUAUACGAGAACUUUGCAUUUGAAUCUUAAAUUCAUAUAGCAUUGCGUUGGUUGAACGAUGGUCCUGAAAUCUCUAGAUGAAACUGUAUUUGUAGAUAUUUUUGGUUGUGAAAUAUUUUUCUUUUAACCUUAGAACAUAAAGUGAAACUGAAGAAACAUUCUUGUGGAGGGAGUUGUGGUAUAGGUGGUCCAUUUACUUGAUUCUCAAUCCAAGGUUGAGGGUUCGAAUCCCAGCCCGGCACCAACAUCAUAUGGCAAGCCAUUAAUACACAUCUGUACAGGUGCAUUAUUUUUGGUGAUCGAGUGAAUGUUCUAAAACUUUUAAUAUGAAGUACAUAUGAUGUAUUAAAAUGUCUUAACCCUAAUAAGGUCGGGGGGGGGGGGGGCAAAAUGCCCCCCGUCGAUUUUUUGCCGCUGCAUCAAAACCCCUGAACCUUUGGGGCUGAAAUUUCAUGACUGUUUCCCUCAUGUCUCCCGCACAUUUUGAUACCAAAUUUGCCAUGGGUGGACAUAUUGUUCAUGUGUUAGGUGAAAAAAUAUCAUCACAUGUCUAUCAAAAUUCGAAUUUCUCAAAAAAAAUUAUUGUGUUGUUGCUGAGGUUAUUUUUUAAAUUACUUGUGACAUUUAUUUUCCAUUUUGAUGACGGGAUCAUGAUGAAAUUUGUGGUCAAAGACGACGAGUCCAAAUCAAACUUCGGUUUUUACAUGCACUUGUGAUGACGAUCGAACUUAAAUGAUCGCCAUUAAAUUUUAAACGUCCCACAGAAGUCAGCCGUCACUAUAAACGCGUCUUAGAUUGGUCUUCAAUUAGAUUGGUCUUCAAUCUAUGAAGCUUGAUGUCUCAUGGUAAUUUAAGCAAUCUAAGCAACAAUUUUUGAAUUUUAGCGACAAUC